Molecule: messenger RNA, 2382 nt
Organism: Mercurialis annua (annual mercury)
Lineage: Eukaryota; Viridiplantae; Streptophyta; Magnoliopsida; Malpighiales; Euphorbiaceae
Product: probable metal-nicotianamine transporter YSL6
Exons: 7
Coding region: 109-2124 (671 amino acids)
Cellular component (GO): vacuolar membrane
Molecular function (GO): oligopeptide transmembrane transporter activity
Source: RefSeq, a predicted model, not a curated record
AAGUACUGUUCCCCAUUUUCAACCACCUUUCAAUCUCUUAAAUUUCCUCCUCUUCACUUCAUAAACAUUCAAUCUUUUUUCAAUUCCAAACACACCCCUCCUUUUCCUAUGGGUACCGAGAUCUCCGAGCCUCUGCUCCUUCCCGUCAGCCCCUCCGACGAAAAAACCGCCGCCGUCGAGUGCGAACACGUCCCAGAAUGGGAGGAGCAGAUCACAAUCCGAGGGCUAGUAGUGAGUGCAAUUUUGGGUACCCUUUUUUGCAUUAUAACACAUAAACUCAAUCUCACCGUCGGAAUUAUCCCGUCGUUGAACGUUGCUGCUGGUUUGCUCGGGUUUUUCUUAGUUAAAUCUUGGGUUGGAGUGUUCUCCAAGUUAGGGUUUAGUGUUGCCCCCUUUACCAAACAGGAGAAUACUGUUAUUCAGACGUGUGUUGUUGCUUGCUAUGGCCUUGCUUUUAGUGGUGGAUUUGGAUCUUAUUUGCUUGCUAUGGAUAAAAAGACUUAUGAUUUGAUUGGUCCUGAUUAUCCUGGUAAUAAGAUUGAGGAUGUUAAGAAUCCUGGAUUGUCUUGGAUGAUUGGGUUUAUGUUUGUUGUUAGUUUCUUGGGACUUUUUAGUCUUGUUCCUCUUCGAAAGGUUAUGGUGAUGGAUUAUAAGCUUACAUAUCCUAGUGGAACUGCCACAGCUAUGUUGAUUAAUAGCUUUCACACUAACACAGGAGCUGAACUUGCAGGGAAACAAGUUUCUUGUCUUGGAAAAUACUUGAGCAUAAGCUUAAUUUGGAGCUGCUUUAAAUGGUUCUUCAGCGGAAUCGGAGACUCAUGUGGAUUUGAUAAUUUUCCCAGCUUGGGGUUGGCACUAUUCAAAAACACGUUUUAUUUUGACUUCAGUCCAACUUAUGUUGGAUGUGGUCUGAUAUGUCCUCACAUAGUGAACACCUCUGUUCUUCUUGGGGCUAUUGUCUCAUGGGGCUUUCUAUGGCCCUUCAUCUCCCAACAUGCUGGGGUCUGGUAUCCAGCUGAUCUCGGUAGCAAUGAUUUUAAGGGUCUUUACGGAUACAAGGUAUUUAUAGCCAUUUCCCUUAUCCUUGGGGACGGACUGUACAAUUUGAUCAAGAUUAUUGCCAUAACAACUAAGGAAAUUUGCAAUAGCACCAAAGAAACCCACCUUCCGAUAGUUGGAGAGAUUCAAGACAAUGAGACUUCCAAGUUGAUACAAGAACAGAAAAAGAAAGACGAGGUAUUUCUGAAAGACAGGCUACCCACUUGGGUUGCAGCUUCUGGAUAUGUGGCACUUGCUGCUAUAUCAACAGCAACAAUUCCGAUGAUCUUUCCACCCCUCAAGUGGUAUUUUGUUUUCAUUUCAUACAUUAUUGCUCCAGCCCUUGCCUUCUGCAACUCCUAUGGCACUGGGCUAACAGACUGGAGUUUGUCAUCAACCUAUGGAAAGAUCGGUCUUUUCAUUAUUGCUUCGUUGGUCGGGACUGAUGGUGGGGUUGUGGCUGGCUUAGCAGCUUGUGGUGUGAUGAUGUCAAUCGUAUCUACAGCAGCUGAUCUGAUGCAGGAUUUCAAGACUGGUUACCUCACUCUAUCGUCAGCCAAGUCGAUGUUUGUGAGCCAAUUGUUGGGCACAGCCAUGGGCUGUGUUAUUGCCCCGUUGACAUUUUGGAUGUAUUGGACUGCCUUCGAUAUUGGCGCACCUGAUGGUGCAUACAAAGCUCCGUAUGCAGUUAUUUUUAGGGAAAUGGCCAUAAUAGGUGUUGAAGGCUUCUCCGAGCUGCCCAAACAUUGCCUCGCCAUGUGUUGUGGAUUCUUUAUAGCUGCUUUAGUCGUAAAUCUUCUUCGGGAUAUGACUCCUGAGAGAAUCUCACAGUUUAUCCCUAUUCCAAUGGCUAUGGCAAUCCCAUUCUAUAUUGGAGCAUAUUUUGCAAUCGACAUGUUCGUUGGGACGGUGAUAUUGUUCAUCUGGGAGAGAAUAAACCGGAAGGAUGCAGAAGAUUACGCUGGAGCAGUGGCAUCGGGUUUGAUAUGCGGUGAUGGAAUCUGGACAAUACCAUCAGCAAUUCUCUCCAUUUUCAGGAUCAACCCACCAAUCUGCAUGUACUUCGGUCCUGCGUCGAGUAGAUGAGCCAGGGUAAUUGCUGUCUCUUCGCUCUGUUGUAAAUAUACAUCAUUUGAACCGUACUCUUCAUUGAAUUCUGUAAAUGGCGGUGUGUUGUAUGUUAGAUUGUUUAUGUUUCGAGCAUGGAUUCUUACAAAAAAAAUAGAAAAAUUGAUUGUUAAAUGUAAAUAAGAAGUCAAAUCUUUUACUGCUGAGUUUAAAAGCAGAAUCCUGAAGCAGUCGUAUCCUGAGUGGGUGGGAUAAUAUUCAUUGAUAUUCUGUGAA